AUGGCACAUAUUUCUAACCUUGCAACACGUGCUUCAAAUAUCACAGUAUUUGUGUACAAUCAUACGAUUUUCUUAUCUUGGCUAAGAAAAAGAACUCAUUGGAGAGAAAUUGUACGUCCUGGUGCAACCUGUUUUGCAACUGUGUUUAUCACAUUGAAGAGCAUCUUUGAUCGUAAAAAGGAUUUGCAAGCAUUGGUUGUAGAUUCAAUUUUCAUUGAUCACAAAUUAGGAAGGAAUGCUACUGGAAUGCUAAGGGCAGAAGAUACAAUUAAAGAGAUGUUUAGGCAAUCCAAGACUGCAUAUCAGCCGUACACAUAUAUUAUCAACUCAAGAUGGGACAAACAUUUGAAGAAAGAUCUUCAUGCGGCAGCUUACUUCCUGAAUCCUAAAUUCUUUUUUAAUGAAAAUUAUAAAGAAGCACAUGAUGUUAUGCGAGAUUUGCUUGAUCUUGUUACCUUGUAUUGCAAGUGUAACAAUUUGGAUUCAGUUCAGGCAAUGAAAGAAAUACAUUUAUAUAGAGAUCGGAAGGAAAGUGUUGAUAGACCAGAAGCUAUUCGAGCUGCAUCUGAACUUAAGCCUGAUGAAUGGUGGAGGUUAUUCGGAGGCUCUGCUCCAUGUUUACAAAAGAUAGUUGUUCGCAUUCUUAACCAAGCAUUUGCUUCUUCUGGGUGUGAGAGAAAUUGGAGUCUUUUUUACCAUAUUCAUACAAAAAGAAGAAAUAGAUUGGAGCAUGAUAGACUGAAUGACAUUGUUUAUGUUACCUAUAAUUUGCGUCUUAAAUUCAGGAAGGAAAAAGAAAAAAGAAAGCAGAAGACACAAUAUGAUCCAAUUGAUUAUGAAAGCAUCAGUCUAGUUAACUUUUGGGUGACUGAAGAGGUUGUAGAGAAAGAGCCUGAUCUUCCUAGUAAUGUGGAUGACUUAUUGCGUGAAAUUGAUGCUGAUUUAUACCAAAGCGACGGUGGUAGUAGUGGUCUUCAUGCUGCAUCUCUUGAUUCUUCUGCUCAAGAGGUGGGAAUGAAGGUGAAGAUCAUCCCACCGAAGCAGAUUUGCAACAAGUUCUUGUGGAUUUUGAUGAUUGAUAAACCAUGA
Arachis stenosperma is the source of this 1089-nucleotide messenger RNA. RefSeq lists its product as uncharacterized. The record is from RefSeq and is a predicted model, not a curated record. Gene Ontology annotation, molecular function: protein dimerization activity. The transcript is spliced from 5 exons. Bases 1 to 1089 code for a protein of 362 amino acids. NCBI's taxonomy places the organism in Eukaryota, Viridiplantae, Streptophyta, Magnoliopsida, Fabales, Fabaceae.